This is a messenger RNA of Triticum urartu, 2273 nucleotides long. Its product is annotated as F-box protein At4g22280-like. The record is from RefSeq and is a predicted model, not a curated record. NCBI's taxonomy places the organism in Eukaryota, Viridiplantae, Streptophyta, Magnoliopsida, Poales, Poaceae. Gene Ontology annotation, molecular function: protein binding.
UCUUUACCUCUUUUUUCGGCUCCCUCUUUCCCCUUUCCCUGCCCUCCCUGCUCUCGCUCCUUGUAUUCCUCCCAACGCGACGCGGCGGAUCUACCUACAGCUGCCGCCGUCGCCGUGCCGAUUCUACCUUAGCCUCAAUCCAACCUCUCGGGGGCGCGCACCGCCGCCGGCGAAACAAUCGCCGCCGCCAUCGCCGUUCCCCUUUCUUCCUCGGCCGCCGGCCGCCGGGACAUCCAGCUGCCCCGUCCAGUGUUUGGCCAUUGGGUCUCCUUCCAUACUUCCUUCCUCUGAGCCUGAGGUCGGACAUACAUCUAGAUCCGCCGCCCCUGUAUUUGUAUUACCAUGGAGACUGUACAUGAAUCAUGGCGGUGGCACGACGGCUACUGCUUGCACGGUUCCAUCUCGGAGUAACAGGACCUAAUCGCCUCCGGGUUCCAAUUCGUGUUCUAGUCGGACCUCCUCCGCCCUCCCUUCCAGUAAAGACGGCAGCUUUGCCUCAUGACAUCCACGGUUCAGAGCUUAUUAUUAUCGUCCAUGGAGCAGAAUAAUAAGCCACAAGACGAAGAUAGGCUGGGUGCCCUGACUGACGACAUCCUGCUCUCCAUCUUGGGGAGUGUGGACCUUGCGACGGCCGCAAGGACCAGCGCUCUGUCGACGCGCUGGAGGAGCCUGCCAUGGCUGCUCCCCGACCUUAACCUCCAUGUUAGGGAUUUCCUGCCCGCCCCAUGCCCAGAUUACCCUGUUGCUGCUGGGCAGCAGAUAUAUUUUUAUUCUCAAAUACCAGCGCAACACAUAGAUGAAGCAAUGGCAUCACUGACAAGAGCUGCUAGGAGUUUCUUGCGCAUCAAAGGCAGCAGCAGAGUCUCCAGAACGUCCCUUGAGAUCUACCUGAUUGGCAAUUACUCGCAUGAUAUUGGCCCGCUGGUCCGUGACGCCAUUGACAACGGCAUGAUAAAAGAACUGGACCUCACCAUUGCGGACGACAAGGAUUACGAUUGCAAAGGUGGAGACAUGCUACGGAAAGCACGGGACGUGGACGGGUUCUUCAGCGCCUAUCCUAAUAUACUUCCUUGCCUCACAAGGCUCCAGCUUUACAACCUGCGCUUUGCUGAGGGGGAUAUACAUAACGUCUUAUUUGAUUGCUGCAAGCAGCUGCAGCACCUUAGUCUGGAACACUGUGAUGUCGGCGACUGCUCGGUGUGGCAGGUAGACGCGCCGAAUUCGGUUCUCAGGGUUCUUGAAGUCCGCUAUUCCUACUUGAAGAGGCUUGAGGUGCUCUGCCUUCCCAAACUAGAGCUGCUCAGUUGGGAGGCGUGGAUGCACUGUGAGCCCCCCUUGCAUUUUGGUUAUGUCCCGUCCCUUAAGGAGUUAUUCCUUGUGUGUGGUGCAGACCUUGAGCACUCGGGGUUUAGUUUAAGCCAGCUUUUAGAUGGUGCCACCGAAAUUCAUACCCUGACCUUAAAUUUCCAAGGAGAAAAGCUUUGGAUCCUGCCGGAAAGCAAGCAACUCCGGGCCGCAUUCAGCAACCUAAGGAAGCUGUCUAUUCAUGGCAUAUAUGUUGAGUUUGACCUGUUAUGGACAAUAAAUCUCCUUGAAGCUGCUCCGAGUGUUGAGAUAUUUGAUAUUGAGGUGUUUGAACAUCCAUGUCUGGUACUAUAUUGGGAGCGCGUUGGCAUUCAAAGAGUGAAACCUUCUUGGAAGGUGGCUGGGUUCACAAGCUGUAACAAGUGGAAACUCAGAGAGCUUCAUGUGACCAACUUUAGUCCCCUCAUGGAGCAACAUAUGUUAUUUGUACGUGAGGUGAUGGAUCGAGCACCAAACUUGAAAACUGUUAUUUUGAAAGAAGAUGAUGAACCAUGCAAGGAUUGCGAGGCAAUGGACGCACUGCCUAAUCUGGUAGGAGGCUUGUUUCCAAGGACCAAAAAUGAGCAAGAAACAAUAGCCCAGCAACUUAGGGACAACAUGGUUGGCUCGUCCUCGGUGAAGAUAAUUUUCAAAAGUAUUGUUUCAACGGUGGUUUUCUGAACUUGUAUGUACGUUGAAUGCAAGUGCAAGUAGUAAGCGAGAAUGUAGUAUACAGGCUUUCUAUUGUGGGGUUUGCUCUAUUUUUUCUAAUGUUUAAAUUUAGCGUUCAUGUAAACGCUAAUGCACCAACAUUAGCAGUUGCAUCAAUUCAUUUUUAGGCGAGGCGGUUCCAGCAAGUUUGUAUUAUCUAGGACACCAGCUCAUUUAUUAUUAUUAUCUAGUACACGGAAAACCUAAGAGUUGAUGAA